Molecule: messenger RNA, 2290 nt
Organism: Prionailurus viverrinus (fishing cat)
Lineage: Eukaryota; Metazoa; Chordata; Mammalia; Carnivora; Felidae
Gene: CNDP2
Product: carnosine dipeptidase 2
Exons: 11
Coding region: 381-1808 (475 amino acids)
Biological process (GO): proteolysis
Cellular component (GO): cytosol
Molecular function (GO): metallodipeptidase activity
Source: RefSeq, a predicted model, not a curated record
GAAGUUCAGUGCGUGCUUUAGAGAAAAAUCUUAAGUGCUGAUAAAUCAGUGUUACCGGGAGCUGCCUACUUCUAAUUUUCAUCAGAUUGUCUUCAACUCAGGCCCUUCCUUCAGUUAAUUAUCUUUUUUGGCCCACAAUUUUGUGCACACGUUCUUUCUGAGAAAGGAAUUGGGAGAUCACCCUGAGCCUCUCACUGCUUGCGUGUGCACUGUAAUCACUUCCUGGAAGCCUCGUGAUGGCUGCGAGGGUGGAGCAGAACUUUAUAGCCUCUUCGACAAGUGCCGUCCUGGCCCACUGCUCAGUCAGACCCAUCUACAGGCAGGACGGACAGGUUUUGUUUCCUUCCAGGAACCUGUAAGGUCCACGAUUUGGUUGAAAGAUGUCGGCCCUCACUACCCUGUUUAAGUAUGUUGAUGAAAAUCAGGAUCGCUACAUUAAGAAACUCGCGGAAUGGGUGGCCAUCCAGAGUGUAUCUGCGUGGCCCGAGAAGAGAGGUGAAAUCAGGCGGAUGCUGGAGGUUGCUGCGGCGGACAUCAAGCAGCUGGGGGGCUCUGUGGAACUGGCAGAUAUUGGGAAACAGAAGCUCCCUGAUGGGUCCGAGAUACCACUUCCUCCCAUUUUACUCGGCAAGCUGGGCUCCGACCCCCGGAAGAAAACCGUGUGUAUUUACGGACAUCUGGACGUGCAGCCGGCAGCCCUCGAGGACGGCUGGGAUAGCGAACCCUUCACCCUGGUGGAACGCGACGGCAAAUUGUAUGGGAGAGGCGCAACCGAUGAUAAGGGGCCGGUGGCCGGCUGGCUGAAUGCCCUGGAAGCCUUCCAGAAAACGAAUCAGGAGAUCCCGGUUAACGUCCGAUUCUGUCUAGAGGGCAUGGAGGAGUCGGGCUCGGAAGGCCUGGAUGAGCUGAUAUUUUCGCGGAAGGACACAUUCUUUAAAGACGUGGACUACGUGUGCAUUUCUGACAACUACUGGCUGGGAAAGAAGAAGCCGUGCAUCACAUACGGUCUCAGGGGCAUUUGCUACUUUUUCAUUGAGGUCGAGUGCAGCGACAGAGACCUGCAUUCUGGCGUGUACGGAGGCUCGGUGCACGAGGCCAUGACAGAUCUCAUCUUGCUGAUGGGCUCUCUGAUGGACAAGAAGGGAAAGAUCCUCAUCCCAGGCAUCAGUGAGGCGGUGGCCCCCGUGACCGAGGAGGAGCUGGCACUCUACGACAAGAUCGACUUUGACCUGGACGAGUACACCAGGGACGUGGGGGCAGAGACUCUGCUGCACGGAUGCAAGAAAGACAUCCUGAUGCACAGAUGGCGGUACCCGUCCCUCUCCCUCCACGGGAUCGAAGGCGCCUUUUCUGGGUCGGGGGCCAAGACUGUGAUCCCUAGGAAAGUGGUGGGCAAGUUCUCCAUCAGGCUCGUGCCGAACAUGACUCCUGAAGUUGUGAGCGAGCAGGUUACUAGCUACCUGACAAAGAAAUUUGCUGAACUGCACAGCCCCAACAAGUUCAAGGUGUACAUGGGCCACGGUGGGAAACCCUGGGUGUCGGACUUCAAUCACCCUCAUUACAUGGCUGGGAGAAGAGCCCUGAAAACAGUGUUUGGUGUCGAGCCGGACUUGACCAGGGAAGGUGGCAGUAUUCCUGUGACUUUGACCUUUCAGGAAGCCACAGGGAAGAAUGUUAUGCUGCUGCCUGUGGGCUCAGCCGAUGAUGGCGCCCACUCCCAGAACGAGAAACUCAACAGGCUUAACUACAUAGAAGGAACCAAGAUGCUGGCUGCGUACCUGUAUGAGGUGUCUCAGCUGGAGAAGUGAGACGGCCCGUCUUCCCCGGAGCACUGCCGGAGGAGUCCCGCCCUCUGCCCCCGCCCCGUGCUCUCUUCUGAUCGCUGAGGAGAGCAAAGCCCGUCUCUCUCCUUUCCCUCUUGUCGGUAACAGACUGGAUGACAGCUGAGUUCUCAGAAGUGGUCAGUGUGAGGGGCUCUGGAAAAUAGCCAAGAUCUGAAAGCACACGUUCUGUGGGAGGUUCUGGUUGGCAUCCAGUUGGGCUGAACAGAGGUCUGGGUGCUUUCUGUCCCAUCUCUGCUUCCUGACUCAGGCUCGUGCGCACUCAGGAUAUUAAUCGGGGGGCCACCCUUUCUGAUCCCUCACUGUUGUGCGGUUCUGUCCUUUCUCGAGACCUUAAACCGUGACUAGUGUUUCCUGUCUUCUCUUCAUUAUGAUUCCUCAAAACCUAAGCCUAAGUGGAAUGAUUCGUUGUUCUCAGUAUGUGCUGCUAAAUAAAAAGUAAAAAUGAA